UUCAUUUUUCCACUGUUAAAAAAGCUCUCAGUUCAGGAAGAAUUGAAUGAGGAAUUAAAGGGAGUGUAUAUCAAAUGAUGGCAAGUUCAAAUAAAACCAGAAACAACUUUACAUCAAAUAAUCAAGCAGUAUGUACAAGAACAAACCAAAUCUUAGCCCUAAUUCUAAUUACAGUUACAUUCUUUCUUACAAGAAUUUUCAAUCAAUCUUGCCCUAAUAAUUACUCUUCCAACUCUUUUAUCAGCAAAUCACCAUCAUCACAAGAUCUUUAUUUUGUUAAUGCUUGGCCUAAUAGAGGUUUUGGAGAUCAGCUUUCUUUGAAGAUCUAUGUUUAUGAUGAAAAUGAAAUUGAUGGUCUUAAAGAGUUGAUGUAUGGUAGAGAUGGGAAAAUUACUGUUGAUUCUUGCUUGAAAGGCCAAUGGGGAACUCAGGUUAAAAUCCAUCAGCUGCUCCUUAAGUCAAGGUUUCACACAUUGAAGAAACAGGAAGCGGAUCUGUUCUUUGUUCCAACUUAUGUGAAAUGUGUUCGGAUGAUGGGUGGUCUGACUGAUAAAGAAAUAAACUCAACAUAUGUCAAGGUUUUAAGUCAAAUGCCAUAUUUUCGAUUAUCAGGUGGGCGCGACCAUAUAUUUGUUUUCCCCAGUGGUGCCGGAGCUCACAUUUUCAGAUCUUGGCCGAAAUACUUAAAUCGAUCCAUCAUUCUUACUCCUGAGGGGGAUCGCACGGAUAAGAGAGACACGAGUGCUUUUAAUACAUGGAAAGAUAUUAUUAUCCCUGGAAAUGUUGAUGAUAGUAUGACAAGCUAUGGAGCUAGCUUAGUCAACCCUCUUCCCUUAUCAAAGAGGAAGUUUUUAGCAAACUUCUUAGGUCGGGUUCAGGGAAAAAUUGGCCGUAUUAAACUGGUUGAGCUUGCAAAGAAUUUCCCAGAUAAGUUGGAAUCUCCAGAGUUGAAGUUCAGUGGCCCUGAAAAACUCGGUCGUAAAGAGUAUUUUGAACACUUACGGAAUGCAAAAUUCUGCCUAGCCCCACGCGGCGAAUCAUCGUGGACUUUGCGGUUUUACGAGUCCUUUUUUGUGGAAUGCGUCCCUGUGAUCUUAUCCGAUCAGGUAGAACUUCCUUUCCAGGAUGUCGUUGACUACAGCCAGAUAUCAAUCAAGUUUCCAUCUACACAUAUUGGUCCUCAACUCUUAGAAUACCUAGAAUCAAUUCCGGAUAAAGAGAUAGAUGCCAUGAUUGCCCGUGGCAGACAGAUUAGAUGCUUAUAUGCAUAUGGUCCAGAAACAGAACCGUGUUCUGCAUUUGUUGGAAUCUUAUGGGAACUUCAAAAAAGAGUGAGACAGUUUCACCAAUCUACAGAAACAUUCUGGUUACACAACGGGUCUAUUAUAAACAGAAACUUCGUACAGUUCCAUGAAUGGAAACCUCCCAUGCCUUUGCCAUGAAUUUCCCUUGCCACUUCACUUCAGCUAUCUGGUAUAUAUCUCUCAAGUUGAUUAUGAGAUGAAAUUACCCUCAUCUUACAUUUCUUCGGUUCUUCCCAAGCCAAGAUGAUCCAUCUAGCCUGAGUCAUACGUUUCAUCUCGAGUUUUAGCGUCGUGCUUAGAUGGAAGUUAUGGGACACCACCCUCGCGGCUUCACGUCUUGGGUGCAGAUUAGGAGCAUCUUUUACGCUAGUAGUUAACAAGAGCGGUAUAAUAUGUCAAAUUACUCCUCAAAGAAGAUUGUAAUACCCUAUUUGCUUCUUUUUUUUCUCGAUAAUACCCUCUUUACCAGAAAUCAUCACAUUGUACGUCAUGUACUCAUCAUGAUUUGAGUGAUAAAUUUUAUGGCUAAACCUAAUUCAACAAAAGAUGUAGUUACAUUUUCUUAGAAAUUUUUCAAAUGCAAUACAUUUACCCCCCAAAA
Molecule: messenger RNA, 1905 nt
Organism: Papaver somniferum (opium poppy)
Lineage: Eukaryota; Viridiplantae; Streptophyta; Magnoliopsida; Ranunculales; Papaveraceae
Product: probable glucuronoxylan glucuronosyltransferase F8H
Exons: 8
Coding region: 75-1442 (455 amino acids)
Molecular function (GO): glycosyltransferase activity
Source: RefSeq, a predicted model, not a curated record